Molecule: messenger RNA, 542 nt
Organism: Belonocnema kinseyi
Lineage: Eukaryota; Metazoa; Arthropoda; Insecta; Hymenoptera; Cynipidae
Exons: 2
Coding region: 140-478 (112 amino acids)
Source: RefSeq, a predicted model, not a curated record
GAAGUGAUUGUGUUUCGAGAAGUAAGGGCAAACUAGACCACAGACCGCGGAGCCGAGGAUUGCGUGAACUGAUUCAAGGUCGAAGUUCCAGAGAAAGACAACGGAUUCUACCCCUACCUCUAGAGGGUAGCAUUGUCGCAUGAACGUCCCCCUUUUCCCGGCACCGCCGGUGCGGGACAUCACAAUCCCGGUGCAAAGAGACAUCUUGAGCACCGUGACGUCUAGAGAGCCCCUUCCCCGAGAAUUUGCAUUGCGCAGGCGCCAUGUUUUGCUCGAAAGAACGAGACCGGUAUCAGCGAAUUGCGCACGAAAAAAACGCAAGCACCUUCGAAAAGAUCUUGUGCAUCCCCGCCAAGGAUCGAAGAAAAGUGGAAAAAGUUUACGACGACGCGUGACAGAAUUUUGUCUCACUAUGACAGAACAAAGAGAAAAAGAAGAGGAUGAGGACGAUGCUAACACCGUGUUUGCAGCAAGUUAGGAAAGAAAUGCGACCUGACCGAGUCUAAAUAGCCCCGGAUUCCGAAUCAGCGACUCCAUGCCGU